UCUCUCUCUUUUCUAUUCACUUAUUAUUAUUUAAUACUCAAUGUCACGUUCAUCCGACGAAAACGAACUUUCCAAGAUUCCUGAUCUUUAUCUAGCUGUAAAUAGUUUAGAAAUAUCUACAUAUUAUUUAUUAAUAUUUUAUUCUUUUCUUUAGCAUCAUCGAUUUAUUGUUCAACAUGGACCUGACGAGUUAAAGAAUGAAUCGAAGAAACAACUUUUGGAAGCCAUUCAAGAAAAAAAUAUGGCACCCUUCUUCAAACAAAUCGCUGAAGAACUUCAAGUACCUUUGGAUCAAGCUUUACUGGAACGAAUGGAAACUGCUAACAAGGAACAAUUACAAAAGUUUGAUGAUAGAGUAACAGAUGCUGAACAAAACCAAGGUGAAACGGAAAUCAACGAUGCUCUGCUAGAGAAAGCUGACUAUUAUGCAAUGAUUGGAGACAGAGACAAUGCUUUGAAGGCUUAUAAUGGAUUAUUGGAAAAGUCAAUCACCCUUGGUACUCGAAUCGAUAUUGUAUUUGCAUUGGUCCGUAUUGGCUUCUUCUUUGAUGAUAAUGUGAUGGUUCGCUCGAAUAUUGACAAACUCAAGGAAUUGAUUGAACAAGGUGGUGAUUGGGAUCGACGUAACAGAUUAAAGGCUUACGAAGGUGUAUACUUGAUGUCUAUCCGUGAUUUUAAAGGUGCAGCUAAUCAAUUCAUCGACACUCUCAGCACAUUCACAAGUACAGAAAUGAUGUCAUACCAAGAUUUUGUCAAGUACGCAGUUUUAACCAGUAUCAUCAGCAUGCAACGUGUGGAUAUCAAGAAAAAGGUUUUGGAUGCUCCAGAAAUUUUGGAAGUAAUCUCUGAUAUUCCUUACUUGGAAGACUAUAUGACUAGUUUAUACAAUUGCAACUAUGCUCAUUUCUUCCGUGCUCUUGCAAAUAUCGAACAAACACAUCUUCGAACCUCUCGCUACCUUUAUCCCCAUAUCCGAUACUAUGUCCGUGAAAUGCGUAUUGUCGCUUAUGCUCAGCUUUUGGAAAGCUACCGAUCCUUAACUAUCACAAGCAUGGCUCAAGCGUUUGGUGUAACUGAAGAUUAUAUUGACAGGGAACUAUACAAGUUUAUUGCUGCUGGUCGUCUCAACUGUGUUAUUGAUAAGGUGAAUGGAAUCAUUGAAACCAAUCGACCAGAUGCUAAGAAUGCCCAAUAUCAAACCGUCAUCAAACAAGGGGAUUUGUUACUAAAUAGAGUACAGAAACUUAGCAGAGUUAUUGAUGUUUGAACAAAUAAAGAUUUCCAAUUUUUUUUUCCAUA
Molecule: messenger RNA, 1299 nt
Organism: Halteromyces radiatus
Lineage: Eukaryota; Fungi; Mucoromycota; Mucoromycetes; Mucorales; Cunninghamellaceae
Product: 26S proteasome subunit RPN7-domain-containing protein
Exons: 6
Coding region: 242-1267 (341 amino acids)
Biological process (GO): proteasome-mediated ubiquitin-dependent protein catabolic process
Cellular component (GO): proteasome regulatory particle
Molecular function (GO): protein binding
Source: RefSeq, a predicted model, not a curated record